AUGGGCCGUCUUGAUGGUAAGGUGGCCAUAAUCACUGGAGGCACCAGUGGCAUUGGCCUCGAAACGGUGCGCAUCUUCGUCCAGGAGGGAUGCAAGGUGAUGUUCUGCGGCCGCGGGGAGAAGGUAGGGGAGCAGAUUGCCACGGAGCUGGGUGAGAGCUGUGCGUUCACAAAGUGUGAUGUAAACGUCGAGUCAGAGAUCAAGAAUGUCAUCGACAAGACGGUGGAGAAGUGGGGCAAGCUGGACAUCCUUUUCAACAAUGCUGGUGGGCCCGUGGGACCCUUCAGGGUAGACCAGGUGAAGAAGGAGCAUCUUGACGCCAACUUCAGCUUGAACUUCAACUCCAUGGUCUUGGCCACAAAGCACGCCUUACCACACCUCGUGAAGCAGCCGACCUCCUCCAUCAUCAACAACAGCUCCAUUGCCGCCAAGAAGGCUGGGUUUGGAGACCCCCUCUACAGCGCCUGCAAGGGGGCCAUGGACUCUUACAGCAGAGUAGCCGCCAUGCAGCUCGCACCUCGAGGCGUGCGCAUCAACUGCGUGUCGCCCGGCGCCACCGCCACCCCAAUCUUCUGGAGCGGCUCCCCGGGUUCGGCGCGAGGCGCCAAGCUCACUGCGGAAGAGAACGCCCGGAAGCAGCAGAAGGUGGAAGCCAACAUCAUGAACAACUGCGCAUCUCUGCGUGUCGGUCGUGCCGGCACGGGGAUCGACAUCGCGCGCGCCGUGUGCUUCCUGGCCUCCGACGAGAGCAUGUGGAUCACCGGACAAGACCUUACCGUGGAUGGUGGCAUGACGGCCUUUGAUGCACCAAACAAAGGUUGGAUGGCGGAUCCUAACCCGGUCGACCCUGUCCCUUUGCGGCACAAGCUCUCCAAGCUGUAA
Symbiodinium natans is the source of this 882-nucleotide messenger RNA. The record is from the annotation of a GenBank genome assembly. Lineage: Eukaryota; Dinophyceae; Suessiales; Symbiodiniaceae.